Micropterus salmoides (largemouth bass) is the source of this 1898-nucleotide messenger RNA. It is a transcript of the gene med28, whose product is annotated as mediator complex subunit 28. The record is from RefSeq and is a predicted model, not a curated record. NCBI's taxonomy places the organism in Eukaryota, Metazoa, Chordata, Actinopteri, Centrarchiformes, Centrarchidae. The transcript is spliced from 4 exons. Bases 20 to 562 code for a protein of 180 amino acids. Gene Ontology annotation, cellular component: mediator complex.
AGACAACGCUCAGAUCAAGAUGGCGUCGUCCAUGAGUGGGAUGUUCUCCGGUCAGCAGCCGUCUGGUGCGCAUCCAGUCGGGGGUCCCGGUGGACCGGGUCAGCCGAGCUUCCCCGUUACAGCUACCAGGCCCCCGGGAAGCAACACCCUGGUAGAUGAACUGGAGGCUUCCUUCGAGGCAUGUUUUGCAUCCCUGGUAAGCCAAGACUACGUUAAUGGUACUGACCAGGAGGAGAUUCGAACUGGUGUUGACCAGUGCAUACAAAAGUUCCUGGACGUGGCUCGACAAACGGAGUGCUUCUUCUUACAGAAAAGGCUUCAGUUGUCUGUGCAGAAACCAGAGCAGGUGGUGAAAGAGGAUGUGUCAGAGUUACGUAAUGAGCUACAGAGGAAAGAAACCCUGGUUCAGAAACAUUUGGCCAAACUACACCACUGGCAACAAGUGCUUGAGGAUGUGAGCGCGCAGCACCGCAAACCCUCAGACCUUCCCCCUCCUGGACCGCUGGCCUUUCUGGAGCAGGCCUCUGCGAGUCUCCCCCCUGCCCCUUUAAAACCAAACUAACACACUAAAUGUUCGGUCACAUUGGACCUGACCUGCAAGUUAGCCGCAGCCGGAUGAAAAUCACACUGAAACAGUCACUCACAGAGGCUUGACUUAAAGUGAAUGGGAGAUGGAGUGAAUAUUUGCAGGACAGAGGUAUCGUGUGAUCGUACCUAAACAUUAAAGAAGAGGACAAACAUGUGACGCUGUCUCUGCCAAGCUGUGGGGAAAUUACGACAUAGAUAGUUUUAUUUAAACUUUUUGUUUCAGUAUUUUGAUUUGUGUAAAUAUUUCUGUUUGACUUUUUUACGGUAAAAAUAAAAUGAAAUUUGUGAGUAUUUUGAAUCUAGACUAUUGUUAUUGGAUGCAGGUUUAAGCUCUAGAAUUUAAAGGGGUAUUUCACCAACUUUACACAUGAAGAUGAGUUUACCAGUCCUGAAGAGUAGUACUCAGCCAGUCAAAACAAUUGUUUAAAGUCUUUUGUGUCUUUGUAAAGUCUGAAACAAUCACAGUUUGGACUACAGUUUUUUUUACUGGAAAAGUCAUGGAGUUUAAAAGACAUGGGUAUUGACUACAUGCUAUAAAGUUGUUGGCUACCUACACUUAAAAGUCAAGAUUCCGGCUUCUGCCGCAUUUAUGGAAAUGCAGUACUAAAUCACUCCUUUAUUCUCCAAAGCUUGUCCCGUGGAUGGAAAACCAUCCCUUACAAUAUUGCUAAAACUGUGAUGCAUAAUUUAAAAUAUUCAUGCAUUUACAUUAAAUAUCUAUAUAUGAUUAUGUAUUUAUAAUUAAAUAUGGAAUCUUGCCAUUAUGGAUUUAAAGAAGAACGUAAUCACAGCUUUAAUUCCAAGUCAUUUAUGCAUGAAAUCAUGACAGAGAAAUAACUUCAGAUAAGCCAUGACUGAGCCUCCUGGUGUCUCUAAUGUAUUCAGUGACUUCACACCAUAACAGACUUCACAGCUAUCGCCUGUCCGCUGGCAGUACAGCCAGACAGAAAUCUCUACAGAUGGGCUCUGGGGACAAGGCUUUUUGCAAAACAAGGGUCUGUGGUCGUGGCAUGAGAAAACUGGGGAACCGUACAUUUAUCAUUGCAUUUGCAGAGCUCCAAAUCAGCUCCCCUUUGGUUCUUGUUAUAGGCUACAUUCUCUGAUUGAGAUGAUGACUACUUUACUGAAUUAGCUGUAGUUGAGUAAAUGCUUGUUAUUUAUCCUCAACUUGAAACUUUACUUUAUUGAAACCCAUUUCUGACUGGAAAAAGAAAUAUAAUGAAAUGUUAUCAAGAUUCAAGAUUUCUUUAUUGUCAUUCCACCGUACACUGUAGAAUGAAAUUACAUGCAAGGUUCACAGAUUAAAAACA